AUGGCUUCCAUCCAAUGCCUGAAUCCUAAGGCAGAAUUGGCUCGUCAUGCCGCUGCGCUGGAGCUCAACAUCAGUGGGGCAAGAGGACUACAGGAAGUGAUGCGGUCGAAUCUCGGGCCUAAGGAUUUCAAGAAGAAGUUUAGGUUGGUGUCAGGAGCAGGUGAUAUCAAGCUGACAAAGGAUGGCAACGUUCUUCUUCAUGAAAUGUCAAUCCAGCAUCCAACAGCGUCACUCAUUGCAAAAGCCUCUACAGCUCAAGAUGAUAUUACCGGCGACGGCACGACAUCGACUGUUCUUUUGAUUGGUGAACUGCUAAAACAGGCCGAGACUUAUAUCUCAGAGGGAGUACACCCACGUCUUAUCACCGAGGGCUUUGAAUGGGCAAACGAGCGUACUUUGGAGCUCUUGGAGAAAUUCAAACAGGAGGUUACGAUUGAUCGUAAUGUGCUUAUUGAAGUGGCUCGAACCUCACUCCGCACAAAACUCCACCAUAAGCUUGCUGAUCAUAUCACAGAGUGCGUAGUCGACGCUGUUUUGGCCAUUCGACAAGGCGAUGCGGAGCCUGAUCUUCAUAUGAUUGAAAAGAUGGAAAUGCAUCACGAGACUGAUAUGGAUACAACUCUAGUACGUGGUCUAGUGCUCGAUCAUGGAGCUCGUCAUCCCGACAUGCCAAAGCAUGUAGAGAAUGCCUAUAUUCUCACCUGUAAUGUUUCUCUGGAGUAUGAAAAAACCGAAGUCAACUCUGGCUUAUUCUACAAAACUGCUGCGGAGCGAGAAAAACUACUCGCGGCGGAAAGGGACUUCAUUACUAAAAGAGUUUUGAAGAUUAUUGAUCUCAAGAAAAAGGUUUGCAAGGCUGGAGAUAGAAAAGGUUUCGUUGUUAUCAAUCAGAAGGGUAUCGAUCCUCCUUCGCUAGACCUGCUAGCAGCUGAAGGCAUCCUUGCACUUCGUCGUGCUAAACGUCGUAACAUGGAAAGACUACAGCUUGCUGUCGGUGGUGAAGCUGUGAAUUCUGUAGAUGAUCUCACACCAGAAGUUCUUGGAUAUGCAGGACUGGUCUACGAGCAUACUUUGGGUGAGGACAAGUACACAUUUGUCGAAGAAUGUAAGGACCCAAAAUCUGUGACGCUCCUGAUCAAGGGACCAAACAAGCACACCAUACAGCAAAUAAAGGAUGCUCUUCAUGAUGGUCUUAGGGCUGUGUUCAACACAAUAUCUGACAAGCAUCUCCUACCAGGAGCAGGCGCCUUCGAAAUAGCAGCGUAUUGUAUGUUGAUGAAGGAAAUGGAGAAUCUGAAAGGACGAGCAAAAUUAGGUGCAGUGGCGUACUCGAAUGCUCUACUGGUGAUACCAAAAACCUUAGCCAUCAAUUCUGGUUAUGACGCCCAGGAAACUAUCAUGAAGCUUGUCGAAGAACGAAAUGCCGGUGGCGAUAUGCCGGUAGGGAUAGAUCUGGAUAGCGGAGAACCUAUGCAACCAACGGUUUGUUCGUUCUUCCACUCAUUGGUCUCAAAUUCUCGCUUUUGUUCAGAUAUGCCAGUAGCUACCGUAGUUUAA
Haemonchus placei is the source of this 1557-nucleotide messenger RNA. The record is from the annotation of a GenBank genome assembly. Lineage: Eukaryota; Metazoa; Nematoda; Chromadorea; Rhabditida; Trichostrongylidae.